Messenger RNA from Amborella trichopoda, 2676 nucleotides. RefSeq names its product AMP-dependent synthetase and ligase family protein (gene LACS4). Gene Ontology annotation, molecular function: long-chain fatty acid-CoA ligase activity. NCBI's taxonomy places the organism in Eukaryota, Viridiplantae, Streptophyta, Magnoliopsida, Amborellales, Amborellaceae. Gene Ontology annotation, biological process: fatty acid metabolic process. The record is from RefSeq and is a predicted model, not a curated record. Gene Ontology annotation, cellular component: membrane; endoplasmic reticulum.
UGCGGCAUACCUAAGAGAGAGAGAGUGUAGAGAGAGAAAGUAGAGCAAGUGGGUGGCACGCCGUAGAGAGAGAAAGUAGAGAGAGAGUAGAGAGGGGGAAAGAUUCGAGCGCUGGGUAGGUGAAUCCUGUUUUCAGGAGGCAAUUAAGGUUUUUCCAGAUCAAUGCAUAUCCUUUAAUGGAUUUUCACCUUUCUCUCUCUUCUCUCGGUUCUUUUUUUUUCUCAAGAAGAAGAGAGAGAGAGGAGAUUUGAUACGAAGUCAAUGCCUGCUGAUUCUGCUUCGCGAUUAAUGAGUUUCUCGAACCGUUGUUGAACGGUCGUUGAAUAAUCUCCACUCUUGGUGAUCUGCUUUUUGAAAACCCGAGAGAGAGCCUUUGAUUUUGAAAGCUCGUUUCUUUGCGUAUUUAAGCUUCCUCUGCUCCAUUAUCUUGUAUUUGUUUUGUGGUUGAGUUCUAGAGAGAGAGAGAGUAGAGAGAGAUGUCUGUAGCUAAGAAGUUCCUUGUGGAGGUAGAGCGUGCGAAGGAGGGGAGAGAAGGGAGGCCUUCGGCUGGGCCUGUUUAUAGGAGCAUCUUUGCUAAGGAUGGGUUUCCUGAGCCGCCUCAAGGAUUGGAGAGUUGUUGGGACAUUUUUCGUUUAUCAGUUGAGAAGAACCCUAACAAUCCAAUGCUUGGUCGGCGUAAAAUAAAGGAUGGAAAGGCUGGUGAAUAUGUGUGGAUGACUUAUAAAGAAGUAUAUGACAUAGUGAUGAAACUUGGGAAUUCCAUUAGAAGCUGUAGUAUUGAACAGGGAGGCAGAUGUGGCAUCUAUGGUAUCAACUGUCCAGAGUGGAUUAUAAGUAUGGAGGCCUGCAAUGCUCAUGGGAUUUACUGCGUUCCUCUAUAUGACACACUUGGUGCUGAUGCAGUAGAAUUUGUUCUUCGUCAUGCGGAAAUUUCGAUUGCAUUUGUCGAAGAGAAAAAGAUUGUGGAGGUACUGAAAACUCUUCCAAAUACGAAUGAAUUCUUGAAGAAACUUGUAAGCUUUGGCAAGGUUACGCCUGAACAAAGAGAGGAAGCUGAAAAUUUUGGGGUGGGAUUCUAUUCAUGGGAUGAAUUUAUCCAGCUGGGAAAUGACAAACAAUUUGAUGUGUGUCCACCAAAGAAAGGUGACAUCUGUACAAUUAUGUAUACCAGUGGAACGACUGGAGAUCCCAAGGGUGUGAUGAUUAGCAAUGAAAGCAUUGUUACUCUUAUUGCUGGUGUAGAACAGCUACUUCGCUUUAUGAAUGAAGAUUUGAGUAACAAAGACGUGUAUUUGUCCUUCCUCCCUCUGGCCCAUAUAUUCGAUCGAGUUAUAGAGGAACUGUUCAUUCAAACAGGUGCCUCAAUAGGAUUUUGGCGUGGGGAUGUCAAACUAUUGACCGAGGACAUUGCAGAACUAAAACCAACCAUUUUCUGUGCUGUUCCACGUGUCUUGGAUCGCAUAUAUACAGGUUUGAAUCAGAAGAUUUCUGCCGGGGGUAGAUUCAAGAAGAUUUUGUUUGAUGUUGCACAUACAUACAAAUUUAAUUACAUGAAGAAGGGAUACAAUCAUGAUCAGGCAGCGCCAAUUUUUGAUAAGAUAGUUUUCAACAAGGUGAAGCAAGGAUUAGGAGGGCGUGUACGACUAAUUCUAUCUGGAGCAGCUCCCCUUGCCUCCCAUGUGGAAGCUUUUCUACGAGUGGUGACUUGCGCUCAUGUUCUACAAGGCUAUGGUCUGACUGAAACUUGUGCCGGUACUUUUGUCUCGCUACCAAAUGAGCUCUCUAUGCUUGGGACAGUUGGACCACCAGUACCAAAUGUGGACGUGUGCUUGGAGUCUGUUCCUGAAAUGAAUUAUGAUGCUCUUGCAAGCACACCUCGUGGGGAAGUCUGUGUAAGGGGGAAAACCCUGUUUUCUGGAUACUACAAACGUGAAGAUCUGACUAGGGAGGUUAUGAUUGAUGGAUGGUUUCACACAGGAGAUAUUGGUGAAUGGCAGCCAGAUGGGUGCUUGAAAAUCAUUGACAGGAAAAAGAACAUUUUCAAACUAUCCCAAGGUGAAUAUGUUGCAGUUGAAAACCUGGAAAAUAUCUAUGGUCUUUGCUCAGACAUUGACUCGAUCUGGGUUUAUGGAAAUAGCUUUGAGUCGUUUCUCGUGGCCAUAGUGAAUCCCAACCAAGUUGCACUUGAGCAGUGGGCCGAAGCUAAUGGCCAAAGUGGAGAUUUUACAGCUCUUUGUCAGAACCCAAAAGCAAAAGAGCACAUACUUGAGCAGCUAUAUCAGAUAGCUAAAGCUAAAAAGUUGAAAGGUUUUGAGUAUCUGAAAGCAAUUCACCUUGAUCCUGUUCCUUUUGACAUGGAACGGGACUUGCUUACCCCAACAUACAAGAAGAAGCGACCUCAGUUGCUCAAGUACUACCAGGGUGUUAUCGAUGAGAUGUACAAGAAUGCAAAAUGAGAAGCGUUGAGUUUCUUGUGGCCUGUGAAUAUUUGAUUUAUAAAAAUAUGAACGUGUAUUAAUUCCGGAAUUAGCUUGACCUUUUAUUUAAAUAUCACAAAAAUAUCAUUUUGAUUGAUUUAGACUGUAUAUAAGGUUUACAUUGAAUGCUGGACUGUGUAUAAUUCCGAUUCUUUUGACGUGCUUGCAAUGCAACUGAAAUGAGCUUGGAUUUGAAGGA